Molecule: messenger RNA, 10938 nt
Organism: Saccostrea cuccullata (small rock oyster)
Lineage: Eukaryota; Metazoa; Mollusca; Bivalvia; Ostreida; Ostreidae
Product: centrosome-associated protein 350-like
Exons: 41
Coding region: 36-8720 (2894 amino acids)
Biological process (GO): microtubule anchoring
Cellular component (GO): centrosome
Molecular function (GO): microtubule binding
Source: RefSeq, a predicted model, not a curated record
AUCAAAAUGGCGGCGAGUUCAGUGUUAGUCGAGGCAUGUCUGAUGUGAGAAGAAAAUGGAACGAGAACAGCUGUGAUAUGUUGAGGGGAAGAAAAGUGACCAAUCCCUCGGUGUCAGCGGGGGGUGGAUCCAACAGGCAUGACAGCAACAAAGAUUUCAAUCGAGCCUGGAGCAACAUCCACAAAGUCAAAACAGAGUUAAGGAAGAUCGAACACAGACUAGGGGAGAGUGAGCAUCGAACUGUUCUGAAUGAAAUCUACGAAACCAGCAUCACCGAUUAUUCACCACGGACCGAUCUGAAUGUAACUUAUGAUGCAACAGAGGCAGGAAGAGCUGCAUUUGUUGACAGAUAUGGCUGGACUUCAAAUGCAAGAAAUAAACCUUACCACAGCAGCAGGAAAGUUGUUAGAAUAGAAGACAGAUACCAGGAGAUGGAUGGGAUCGGUGCCAGGAGUCGGACGGAGAAAAAUGACGGCAAAGGGACCACCCACGGAAAGCCGGGAAAGUCUGGCCCAGAAACCAUGGCUAAUGGAGGACGGGAUCGGAAAUAUAAAGCCAGCGAACAGCCAAGAGACACCGGGCCCAUGUAUUCAGAAAAUCCAGGUGAAAUGUAUGGCGACUUAAUCGGGGCAACAGGAGUGACCAAUGAUUUAGGUUCUUUGGAUCGUGAUCCUUCGGAUAUUAAUCAGGAUACUUUAACGGACUCUAGAGCAAUAAGAGAGACAGACAUUAGGUUUUUAAAUAACGAUUUAUCCUCGUACAAUGAUGUUAGGUGGGGUAGGCCAGUAAAUUCGUCCAAUCAGAAUCAUUUAGCCCAUGUCAGUGUGACCGUCCCAAGGGCCCGUAACUCUUACCAGCACGAGCCAUACCCAGUCAGAGCUACGCAUUCAAAUGAAACAGAGAGGGAGAGAAAGUGGGAAGUGGGCUCCACGGACUCAGCAGCAUCAGACACCAGCUCUCAGAUCGGCAGAAAGUUAAAGAAGACGCUGAAAGAUCUAGAUUUCGAUGCAUUGUCCAAAAUAAAAGAGAAAAUUCGGAAACAGCAGCAGCGCUCAGCAUCUCCCAAAGUUGAUAACCUAGAUAGGAAUGGGGAUGAUGAUGAGAUGGGGGAGGCGGAUAUGAACCCUAUGAAUGGUCCACAUCACUACCAUCACAAUGAAUAUGAGCCUGUACUCAGUCGAGCUUCCUACGACCUACCACCACCAGAUGGCGCCGACAGUCAGAGGCGAGUUCGCAAGGUGGCCCCCGCCCCUACUGUCCCAACGUACAAAGGUUUCAGUGAAGCAGAGGUGAGGUAUAAAUAUGCAGACUUCAAACCCCCCAAAGUAAUGGACUGGAGAAAGAGGGAAAAGAAAAAGAAAGCUGCCCUCAAACUGCAGGAAAAGAAAAUGGAACAGGCCACCAAAGAAUCCGUCCCAGAGGAAACCAAACCAAAAAAGAAAAUGACAAGGAUCGUUGCCACUAGCAACAAAAAACCUGAAAAGCAAUCAAAGAAAGAUAUUAUAACAACAUCAUCAUGGCGGGCAGGACAAGAGCUGAUUCUACGAGAACUUGGACCAGCGAAAACUCGAAGGACGUCACAGACUAGUGAGGCCUCUGUUGAUAUCAGACCACCAGCCACUGGGGCCAGUAACAAUGACAACGAAAAAGAUAAACGAGAGGAAGUGGCUGAGCCGAAAACUGCAACAACGGUGGAACUGGAACGAGCCAAGGCCUUGUCUGAAGAGGCCAGAAAAGUGCUGUCUGAUCUCAAUAUGGGUUCAGAAAAUGAGGAGGAUGACAAGCCUGGGAAGGAGAAUGAGGACAAUAUCAAACGGAGGAGAUCAGCCAAGAGGAAGGCCAGUAAAACAACAGAACCUGAAAAACAAUCGAAUGCCAAACAACGACACUACGACCAAGAAGAAGUCCGCCGCUUCAUCCAGAAGCAGAAGGCGGACAGGCUGAGACAGCAACGUGAGGAGGAGAAGAGGAAACAGCGGGCCCAGGAGAUGAGGAGUCAGCAACUCGAGGAGCUGAGGAGCAAGCAGAAACAGAGCGCCCACAGCUCCAAGAGGCCCACCAAGUCGGCAGGUGCCCGGAGUAAGGGUAAAGCCCACGAUGAGACAUUUACCCACGCUCCAAUGUCCUACAUGGAACUACCCAGACACCAUCCAUUUCAUGAGGAUCUUCAGUCUGGAUCAAUGGCUACCACAGAGUCGGAGAGAGAGAGGCAUGCUGGGAUACCGCCGAGAGAAGAGGAAAUGGAAAUGUCCGAUGACAGCUCCACGUUGACAGGGGAAUCUCUAGAAGCUGUCACUCCCACCAUUACUCCUAGGGUUGAGUUUGAAGAUGCCAAAUCUAAACCAAAGAGUGAUGCCCACGAAAGAAAUAGUGUUCAAGAUGGAAACUUAAAUAGUGCUAAUGUGAAAAACCUAGGUGGAUUAACGUUCAAUGUGGAUGGUGUACUAAGCAAAUUUUCGGAGGCUUUACACAGCCGUGGUAAUGAUAUUAAUUCUGGAUACGGAGGUUCCGGGUCGUCCACAGGAAGUCAGGAUCGGCCGCACGUUUACGGGAGUGAGGACCCGGGCAGUGGCCGGAGCAAGGCAGACAGGAUACAGGCCAUAAUGAACACAGCUGCCACGCUACAGCAGAAAAUUCAGGCCGAAACCUCCAAAUUCACUGGGGACAACCAUGAAUUGUACAAGAAAAGGGCAUUACCUCAGUCAAAUGAAGAGGAAGAUUUUGUAUUAACACGUUACGAGAGAUUAACCGGUGCUCAACAAGACUUCUCCGUUUUUUCAUCCAAUUUACCAGGUCAACAGAGGAUUACGCGAGACUCUGGGCCGACGGACGAGAAUCCAGUAGAAACGGCAGCCAUCCGUAUCCAGGCGGCGUAUCGUGGUCACACGGUGCGACAAAGCAUGAACUGGAAACUACCCUCGGGAAACUCCGUCAAAACUAGUCACAGGAAGGAACUUCACGAGGAGGAUGACACGAUAUCGGAGACAGACACAAUCUCUGUGACGGUGACUGAAGAGUCCGAAGAAGAUUCACUCACCCACCGCAAGGUUGGAACUGGCCUGAAGCAGAGAGAAUUCCACGCUGGCAGCAGAAGUCGGCCCCCAGCUGAGGAAUUUGUGAUACCCCGUCCAAGUCACCCCUCCCAACCCAACAGAUACUCCUGGGAAAGUCCCUCCCCAGAUCCUUAUAAUGUACUCAGUAUAUUUGCCAGAAAACAGAAAAAUCAAGCAGGAAGACCUCGCUCGUCUGCCAGCGAAGUACAAGUCCAACAACAACGAACGUCUGUGAAAGAAGACUUCCGAGCAGAUCCUACUCAUUCCCAGCAUUCCAUUGUUUACAAAUCGACCAAAGUGACCUCAAACCUCCGAACUCAGAGUCCCUCAGGUGCACACAACUCCACAGGUGUCAAGGGUCAGAGUGCAGCGGGGUCAAUCCGUAGUGAAACUUCUCAUCCAGUCUCAGGGAGCCAAAGAAAUGUCUACAAGUCCAGGAGUGAUGCCACACACCCCAAGGUCUCGGGCUAUAGUGCGACUACAGCAGAGUCACAUGACAGUGAUGAGGACACCAUAGAGGGAGAGUCCUACUCACAGUCUUUAGAAAGUGAUGAAGAGAAACACUCGGGAAAAGUCAGUAAGCGUGUGUCGGAAAAAUCUUCCAUCAAGUCAGGGUACAGACCUCUGGGCAGUAAACCUACCAGUCUGGGUCCUGAUGGGGAACUCUCUAAUGAGGAGGAGAGCCAAAGUAUGUCGCUAGACAGAGUUUCUCCUCCUGGGGAAGAAUCCGAGUCCAGACAGUUCCCUCCACGAUUGUCCCCGAACUCGCUCGAGCGUAAGUUUUACCUUGAGCUUAACCAGCUGGAGAGUAUGGAGGAGUCUAUGAGACAGCUGACAGGAAUGGAGAGGACUCGAGCCGUGUCCAUGGCUCAGCAGGAAACCGUCUCACUGGCUCAGAUGCUAAAGGCUAGACAACAAGCUCAUGAAAAAGACAUGAAGCUACUCGAGGGCAAAGCCCAACAAGAGGCCAUGGAAGCUACGUCAGAAUUACAGAAUGCUAGACUGCGUGGCAGUGCGGCUUCUGAUGGAGCAGAGGAAAUUCUGUCUAGGCUCAGUAGUCAUCGGACCAGUGCUCGGCCAAUAGAGAGCAGUGAUAAUAUCAGGCCUAGGAAGGCCGGUAAACAGAGUGUUUCUCAUGCACCCGAGUCUGCUCGCACAGCAACUCAGUCCUACACUCGGCCCACAACCUACUCCGACACAUCAACCAGAACUCAAAGCGCUGAUGAGAAUGUGAGGACGGCCAGUGAUUCCCAGCGAGGGGCUGACAGUGACUCCUCUAUCCGGUCCCUCAGUAAGGCCGAGGGUAAGGACGACAGUCUGAAGGAGGACAGCAUCAGCGAGGAGCUGGAGGACUACACGCUGGACGAGACGAUGACUGAGGAUGAGAUGGACCGCAGCUUCAGGUCCAUACUGCCCUCAGAGAGUCACCGCAAACGUGCCAAAAAACAACUGGAUAAUGUGUCUGUCACCUCAGACGAAGGCAGUGGGUCAGCUCCUGCUACUCCUCGCUACUCCAUGGAUGAUCUGGGUUCAUUUAUUGGUGAGGACUCCUUCAACAAGUUCACUGAAGAGAUGGUCAAACAGUUCAUGAGAGAAGAGGAACUAAGGGCCCAGCAUCAGGCAUCUUUGCUUCAACUUCGAGAGAAAGCUCUAAUGGAGAAAACAAAAGCUGAGUUAUCUUGGCUAGAACAACAGAAACAACGAAUCAGAAACAAAGGAGCAGACGACACCUUCCCACAAAUCAUCAAAAAACAACGAGGUCUGAAAAUGAGGCUCCAGGAACAACAGGCUGAGAUAAAACGUCUUCAGGAACAGAACAAGGCAGCAUCUCGAGAGAGACAGUUAAUUCUUCAACAACACGAAGAAAUCAGUCGCAUGCGACAACAGACGGAAAAGACCAAGAAUAAAAUGGGUGGGAGACUGAGUCGACCAUCAGAAGUCCACACAGAGGAUGAAGUCAGUGCUUUCGAUGACCAUUCUGAUGCAGGAACAAGGACCCAUCCAAAGAAAGAUUACAAGUCUGAUUCUGAGAUCUACACAGAACCAAAGUCCAUCAACAAGAAAGGCAAGGGUGACAGCAAGACAAUGGAAAAGAUGAAAAAGAUACACCUGGAUGAAAAGUACCUGACAGUGCGUGAACACAGACUCCAUGACAGAAGGAAGAACGUGGAAGAUCUGCUGAAGUGGAAGAAGAGGCUGGAUGAGGAGGAGGAGAAGAUUUAUAAGAUGGAGCAGACGGCGCUGAAGAUCUGGGACGGCGACAAAAAGGAGGUCAAGGCCAAAGGAGGAGAGGCGGCACAGAAAGAGAAACCCAAGACGGCAGGCAGGAAGGACAAAAAGGAGUCACAAACCUAUUCUUCAGUACAAGAUGACAGCUUUGUAUCAGAAGCCAUUACCACGGCUAAGGACGACUCAAUCAAGAAAUCUGUGACUGAGACUCCAAAGACAGAGACAGUCAUCAGUGAGGAGAGUUCACCAGAGGUCAAGCGUGUCUCAUCAGAACAGGGGGCUAAGUAUAAGACAAGCCUGGGGAGAAGUGCGAGUGAGAGCUCUAUUCCAGAGGAAGUCCUAUCUCAGUCCAGUGUGGAGGAAACUCCAGUCACCCCCACCAGGAGAGUGAAAUCCUCAGUUGCGGAGUCCACCGCACUGAAUGACAGUUAUGGUGACAACACAUUUGUUGAUGAGUCAACAAUGGCCACAAGCCGAGACAAACUGAGCAGGAAGUCCCCUAGGUCUCCCUUAGAUCAGCUCAGUAAACAGAAAAUUAAUAUCCCCCUCGCUGGAAGGGACCUCAAACCUCGUCGUCAUGGCAACAGGGGCAGAAGUUCAGAAAGUGAAUCAGAGGAAUCAAUAUCUCAUACUGAUGUGUCCACAUACACAGAGACCCAGUCUGAUCUCAGUGAUUUUGAAGGACGAGUCAGGGCCUUGACAGAAGAUCUGAAACGAAGGAAGAUCCAGGCAGAUAAACUGAAGAAAGAGAGAAAGAAAAGAAGGAAAGACAUCCUGAAAAAUAAAGAGGAGGCUCUCAAGAAGCAAAUUGAGGCUUUGGAUAAUCAGAUAGAUCAACUGAAGUCUGAGAUCCACAACACAACUGACCGAGAACCAGCCAAGGUCAAACCUCAGAUCCUUAAGCCAAGGGUCAGCCCGGUCAAAAAGUCACCAGAGGUCACAUCACCAAAGGUCGUCAAUACUGAUGACAGCAGUACAGAGUCUACACAUAGCUCUCCCUCUGUUGUAGAGGAUAAAGAUUCCAAACCAAGCUCUCCUGUGUCAAAAUCAACACCUGUGUCAAGUCGCAUCCCAGCCUCUCUGGACAGGAUUUCUGAAGGCAGUGAAUCUUCCAGGUCAAGGUCGCUCAGGAACAAAGAAGACAGUUCAGUGACAGAAGACAUAGAGACGGCAGCAGACGACAGCAGUGUGUCGGGCUAUGUGAAAAUCCCCAAAUCUCCUGUCAGUGAGAAGCAGCCUACGUAUAAAGAGGAUGACUCCUACUCCAUGGACUUUGAGAAAACUGCAAGCCUGGCUGGGCCACCCUCAGAAAAGCCACCUGUUAGUGCAAGGAGCACCGAGAUCAGCUUAAGCAAACCAGCAUUUAAUGAGCAGAUAUCUGAAGCUAUCUCAGCAGUGUGUAGUGAACACAUCGAUGAUUCUGUGAGAACAGAAAGUUUUGUGAAACCACUGGAUUUGAAGAAAGACCAAGAGGAACCUUAUUCUCCCAGAUCAAGUGUGACUGUUUCAAGGCCCUCUAGUGGAAAGAGUGAGAGAUCUUAUGGAAGUCGAUCUACAGAUUUCGAGUCAGCGUCAGAAUCAGAACCAACAUCCGUGGCUCCCUCUGAGCAACCAGAGCAGCAGAUGAAGGAGGAGAGUGUGAUAGACAGUAUCAUUGAUAUAGCUCAGAAUACAGAGGAUGAAUCGGAACAGUACCCUGUAUUCAAUACCACAACCAAGGCUCAGGAAGAGGAAGAUGAAACACCCAUUAAUUCUCCUAGAGAAAGUUCUGAUUUCUCACAGAUUGACGAUGUUAUGGCAGACUUCAAUAUUGGGGAUUAUGUGUCUGUUACAACUAGUGAUAGAAAUCGCAGGAAAGGACAACUUUUGUUCAAAGGAAAGGUGCACUUUGCUCCAGGAAUUUGGGCUGGGGUUGAGUUAGAAAAACCAGAUGGAAAAACUGAUGGCAUGGAAGAUGGGAAGAGGUAUUUCAGUUGUAAACCAGGACAUGGUAUAUUUGUGCCCGGUAAUGACCUCAUGCCUCCUCCAACUCCCACCCCCAGGAGUAUGGGUCAGGGCAGUGCCAACAGUAUAACCGACGAAUCUGAGGAAGAAUCGGAGGUUGCGGGAGAACCAGACCUGAGCAAGCUGAUCAGUGAAGCUGACCUCAAUGUCAGGGAGUUUGAGAAAAAGAAAGAAGACCAGGACAAACUAACGGACUUGAUCACUGAUCAGAUCCUGGAGAAGGUAGUCAGUGAUGAGUGUAAUGUGAUGGCUGACAUCUCAGACAAAAAGACCCCACCUCCUGUGGCCCCCAAACCCAGGAGGACCCCAGAACCAGCCCCAGAGAACAAAGAGGACCAGGGACAUGCCCUGAUGAACGGGCACCUGUCACCUCCAGAAUCAGACAGCGGACAGAACUCUCCCCUCCAGAAGAAGAUAGAAAUGUCCAACAAGGUGGUGGAUAGCCUGCUGGAUGAUGCUCUGACCAAGAUGUUGAAGAUCAGCAAGAAGAAGAGAAACGAGAAUAACAACUUGAAGGUGACUCAGAACUUACUGGAUCUUCCCAUCUCUCCUACUAAGGAACUGAUGGAGGUGCUUAGUCGGGAGGAGGAGGAGGAUGAAGAGGAGGACCUCAGUAAUGUCCCUCCCCGGCCAAGUUCUCCAAUGCCAGGCAGCACCCCACAAAAUAGUCAGCGUAAGAUGCUGGACAAUGACAUCAAUGCCUUGUUUGGUAAUGAACUGGAUGAUGAUGAGAUGUUUAGUGGACUGACCCCAGCCAAGGCCCCUCCCCCCUAUCCUGGCACCCCAGAUCCCAAGCUGGAGAUGCAGAAGUUGGCUGAGGAAGUGAAGAUAGCAGUGCCUCACACCAGUGAACAGGUCAGGAGGAUAGUGGCCAGUGCUGUGGAGAUUCACUUUGAGCAUCUUACGAACGAGGAGUCGAUUAACGGCCAGGAACCGCCCGACUCAUAUUUCACAGAAGAGGAGUUGAAGGAUGAGGGACUAGAAAGUAGCAGCCGACGUGUUUAUAAAAAGUUAUUGUUUGACCUGACAGGUGAAUUAAUGAAGGAAAUUUACAAAGACGAACAAAAAGAGGAGCCACCUCCAUGGCGGAAGCCCAAACAGCGACGACAGAAAUAUUUCCGUGGUGCUUCUCCACCCCGAGAGGUGGACUCGUUAACGCCUAUUGUUCAGGAGGCGGUUAUUGACAUGUUAGGUUUGAACGGUUCACGCAAACUAGAUCGGAAUAAGUGGAACAUCCGCAAGAAAAAGGACCACGUGGAUAAUAUUCUGGUUCAGGAGUUACGAGAGGAGGAACCAGAGUGGGUAAAUUAUGACGACGAUGAAGUGGCAGUGAAAAUGCAGCUGACAGAUAAUAUUUUUGAGACCUUGUUAACAGACACAGUGCAAGUCAUGAGCAAGAUUUACCAGAAAAGGCGAGCAACUGUGCAUAACUGACUAUAUGGCUCCAAAAGUGUUUAAGUCUAGAAUUUUAUUAGGCAUUUAGGAAUAUCUAUAUAACCAUUCCGGAAGUAUAAAAUGGCAGGAUUCAAUGGAGUGAUAUCUACUGGUCAGAACUUUUUCCCUCCGUUUAGGAGACGAAUGUUUGAAAUGCAAGUCCAUGUUAUUUAUAUCUAAUGUAUAUAUACAUGUAGAUAAUUAUUUAUUUUCAUGACCGUAUGGGUUGUGCCAUGUCUUGUUAGUGACUGAGAGAAUCAUGUGUGUGUUUGAGAGAGGGGACAUUUUGCAUGUUAUAAACCUAAUGGAGUGUAUUGAAUCAUUACAUAUGUUGAUAAUACCCUUCUGUCAACAAAACCAUCAUACUUCAAAUUACCGCAGAAAUGAAUCCUAUAGUUUCUGUGAAAACAUCCUUCUUUCUUCUGAAAUGGAGAUCAGAUGUGCUUUGUGAAUUCCAAAUCAUACAUAACUGUAUCUACCUUUUUUCUCAUAUUUCAUCAUAUUUUGUACAUUUUUAUUGAUGUUUUAUCAGUUGAUAAUUGAUUUACAUACUCAGGAUAAUUUAUCUUGAAUCCGUCCAUUUGUUUUUUGUUGAACUGGUUGAAUAUAAAUUCAAUCAAAUGUCAAAUAUCCACAAAGUAGGGGCAUAGAUUGUAAUUCCAUAUUUCCUUGUAGAACAGUUGUAUACACUGCCAGGUAAUCAAAGCAUAGAGAAAAAAAAAUACAGUAGAUACACAUGUAGGGGUGACCUUUGAAGUGAUUAAUUUUCUGAUAAAUAAUUAAAUGAUUUUGUUUCAAUGCUAAUAUCAUACUAACCCUUGCAUUUACUUUGUUAUCGAGAUUUGUAGGUGAAUAUUUUUUUUUAUUUCACUUAAACACUCAUUCUCUGUGUCAGAUAGCUGUACUUUAUAUUUCAUCUGAUUGGUUCAUUUUUUGGCAUCAACAUUUGAUUGGUUCUUUUUUUUUUGAUGUCAGGAUUUGAUUGGGUUAUUUUUCCAAGAUUUUAAAUUAAUUCAUUUCUUCAUUUAACCAUCUGUGUCUUACUUGGAAUUGGUGCUUUGGAAUUUUUUUUACUAGUUAGAAUUUUUUUCAUCCUCAUUACUAGAACGAUUAAUUUGUCGGAGUGAGAAUUAUCCCUCAGAACUUGUUCAAUUUAGCUUCUUUUCCAUUAAACUUAAUUGAUACAGGUUCACUUUGAUUUUGAAGAUUGGGUAGAGAGUUCUUCAAUUAAUUUUUGUUUUUAUGUGUCAUAUUCAUUUAUGAGUGCAUGAUUCUGAGGGAAAACUAAUCAUAGUUGAUGAAACCUGUCAAACAUAAAACUGUUGAAUGAGAAAGCAGCCGAGAAUGAGAACAAGUGCUAAUUUUUUGGAGUUGUUUUGUGUGUAUUUUAUUUUAAUUUUUUUUUUAUUUGAAUGAGACUAUUUUGUGAUAUUACACACCUUUACACAGAGUUGUUGAAUUUUACCAGUUUAAAAAGAAUACUGAGAGAUUCAUAGGAUGUGAUAUACUACAGAUUAAAAGCUACAUAACACUAGUUUUCAGAAUAGAGAUCUGGAUAUUUUUAGAAUUCUCAUCAUUUCUAUAAAUAACAUUUAGAUCUACUGUAGCUGUGUAUACAUAUGUAGAAAUAGAUCUUGUUCAUUUCCAAAGUCUUUUUUUUUUUUGAAAAGGGAAACAAGUCAUCAGUUAUUUAUUUUUUUAUGCAUUCAGUUUUUUUAUAUGAAAAAAUCUUUUGUUUUUGUGUGUCAAUUUGUUCAGUUAUCAAAAUCCUAAAAUUUAUGUUGUCUGGAGAAAGAAAAAAUGGGAAAUGAACAAGAAUUAAUUGUACAUAAGUAGCUACCUAAACCAUAUUUUUCUUCUUUAUUUAUUUUGUUAUUUAUAUUCAGUAAUUUUUUUUUAUUUAUUUGUAUAGCUAUAGAUAAUUCUUCCAAAUUAGAACCAAAAUAUGAUGCACACUUCCCCCAUAAUUUUUAGAAAAGAUAGCAAUAAAAUCUAAUAAAUUCAACAAAUCUCCAAUUUUCAUACAGCUGUCAUAUUUAUUUUUCUAAUUUUUUACAACAUGAUUUUCAUACUAUUUUGUGCUGGAAUUUAACAAGUAUAGUUGAACUAUUUUUACAUGUGAGUAGUCAUUGUUAAGAGACAUCUUUUGUAAACUAUGCAAAACACUGUGUCAAGCUUCUCAGUGAUAGAGGCAGAAAAUAAAUUAUAAACCAAGAAA